Molecule: messenger RNA, 2765 nt
Organism: Camelina sativa (false flax)
Lineage: Eukaryota; Viridiplantae; Streptophyta; Magnoliopsida; Brassicales; Brassicaceae
Product: cysteine-rich receptor-like protein kinase 5
Biological process (GO): defense response to bacterium; protein phosphorylation
Cellular component (GO): plasma membrane
Molecular function (GO): ATP binding; protein serine/threonine kinase activity
Source: RefSeq, a predicted model, not a curated record
GUACUCAUAAACCAAUCAAAAAAAGAAAAAAAGAAAAAAAACAGAGAGAAAAGGAGAUAAUGUCUGCUUAUGCCUCAUUAAACUCUCUCUUCUUUCUCACCUUCUUCAUUACAAGUUUAAGAGCUUAUGCACAAUUACAAGACCCUACUUACGUCGGCCAUGUUUGCAGUAACAGGAUAUCAACAAACACUAGUGACAACUCAAAUGUCGGAUCCGUUUUGAUUUCUCUUUCUUCAAACAAUUCUUUCUUCUCCAAUGGAUCAAAUAUCAUCACAGAGGGUCAAAACCAUGACAAGGUAUUCGGAGUUUUUCUCUGCAAAGGAGAUAUCUCCGCGGAAGUUUGCCAUGAGUGCGUUGCAUUUGCUUCUAAGGCCGCUCUGAAACGAUGUCCAGGAGGGAAAGAGUUCUUGAUUCAGUAUGACGAAUGCAUGCUUGGAUACUCGGACCGGAACAUUUUCAUGGAUCCUGAUGCCACAACAGCAAUAAUCACUUGGAGCAAUCAGAAUGUUACGGCCGAGCAAUCUGGCCGGUUCAACGCUGCGGUCGUCUCUCUGUUGAAAAAGUCUGCAGAGGAAGCGUCUAAUAGCAAAACAAGAAAGAAAUUUGCGGUUAAUAAGUCUGAUUUCACUUUGUCCCAAACGCUUUAUGCAUCGGUUCAGUGUAUUCCUGAUCUGACUAGUGAAGACUGCUUAAGCUGUCUUCAACAGUCUAUCCGAAAACUAUAUUUCAACAAAGUCGGUGGAAGGUUUCUUGUCCCGAGUUGUAACUCAAGGUACGAGAUUUACCCUUUCUACAAUGAAACAAUAGAGGGAACUGUUCUUCCUCCCCUGGAUCCGGCUCCUCCAUUGCCACCGGUUUCAGCUCCUCCUGGAAAGAGGAAAAAUUCAACAAAGAUAAUCAUAGCUAUUGUUGUGUCGGUCGCUAUCUCUGUUCUUCUUUUUCUAGCAGUUUUUAGCUUCUAUGUAACAAAGAGAGCGAAGAAGCCUCAUGACACAGCAGCUGAAAAGGAUGAAGGGGAUGACAUUACAACUGCAGGCUCACUGCAGUUUGAUUUUAAGGUUGUUGAAGCUGCGACAGAUAAGUUUUCUAUAUGUAACAAACUAGGUCAAGGCGGAUUUGGACAAGUUUACAAGGGCGUACUUCCUAAUGGAGUACAAGUUGCGGUGAAGAGACUAUCGAAAACAUCAGGACAAGGUGAAAAAGAGUUCAAGAACGAAGUUGUUGUGGUGGCAAAGCUUCAACACAGAAAUCUAGUCAAGCUUCUCGGAUUUUGUUUGGAGAGAGAAGAGAAAAUACUUGUCUACGAGUUUGUGCGUAAUAAAAGCCUUGAUUACUUCUUGUUUGACUCUAAUAAGCAGAGCCAGUUGGAUUGGACUACACGGUAUAAGAUCAUAGGAGGAAUUGCUAGAGGAAUUUUGUAUCUCCAUCAAGAUUCACGACUCACAAUCAUACAUCGUGACCUCAAAGCAGGUAACAUCCUCUUGGAUGCUGAUAUGAACCCGAAAGUUGCAGAUUUUGGAAUGGCGAGGAUCUUCGAAUUGGACCAAACAGAAGACAAUACGAGACGAAUAGUUGGAACCUAUGGUUACAUGUCUCCCGAGUAUGCGAUGUAUGGCCAAUUCUCAAUGAAAUCUGAUGUUUAUAGCUUUGGAGUAUUAGUUCUUGAGAUUAUAAGCGGAAGGAAGAACAGCAGCCUCUAUCACAUGGAUGCUAGUUUUGGAAACUUGGUUACAUAUACUUGGAAGCUAUGGAGUAACGGUUCGCCACUAGAGCUAGUGGAUUCGUCCUUUCGAGAGAAUUACCAAAGAAUCGAAAUAAUUAGAUGCAUCCAUAUUGCAUUAUUAUGUGUCCAAGAAGAUACUGAAAAUCGUCCAACCAUGUCAGCGAUAGUCCAAAUGCUUACUACUAGCUCGAUCGCCCUCGAUGUACCUCAACCACCAGGAUUUUUCUUCCGGAGUAAUCAUGAGCAAGCAGGUCCAUCGAUGGAUAAGUCUUCUCUUUGUUCCAUUGAUGCUGCAUCGAUUACUACUUUAGUUCCUCGUUAGAGACAAACUAAGCCAAAAUUAAUUUCAUUUUUUUUUGUGUUCAUAUUAGAAUCUAGGAUAAUGUUACUAGAUUUGAGGUCAUACAAUAAGGACUUCCUAGAGCAUUGACUCCAGUGAUAAGCAUUGACUCCAGUGAUAUUGUGUAUAUAUAUAUACUUUUAAUCCAUAUAUAUGUACCCCUCAUUUGAAUGGUCUGAAAUAUCAGUGUCUAAAUAAUUACAACCGGUCCCAUAUUGUCUCUUUGGGACGACUCGUGUGUAGAUAUUUUGUUGAGUCAACCGUAGAUUGUUACAAACGAAAAAGAAGUGAUCCACGAGGACAACAACCAUAGACAAAUGGACGAAGUCAACAUCGAGAAAACUUUAGCAGCCACUGUCGAAGACAAUUAUUAAAGACAAAUGCGAAGUCUCUUAGCUGUUUCACAAUUAUUAUUAUCUCUUAAAAUCCAAGCCUACGGGGAGAGUAAAGAAAGUUACGGACUGGAUUAAUUAGGAUCAUGAAACUACGUGUUUUAUCUUCUACUCUUCUUUUAUUUCUUGUAAAAAAUGGUUCUAUCUUGUUGUCCCAAAGUCUCCGAGCUUAGCAGACAUUAUUUAUAUUUGUUGAACAAUACAAGUUCAUGUCACUCAUAUAGUUAGACAUUAUUGACUUGAAAGAACUUGUCUUAUUUAACAGAAAGAAACACAUUGUACUGUCUUUAACAAAGAAAUUUGACUGACU